This is a messenger RNA of Microbotryum saponariae, 2022 nucleotides long. The record is from the annotation of a GenBank genome assembly. NCBI's taxonomy places the organism in Eukaryota, Fungi, Basidiomycota, Microbotryomycetes, Microbotryales, Microbotryaceae.
AUGUUUCGAUAUGGAUUUAAAACUAGCACAAAAAGCAGUGCCACCGUCGUGGCCCCCAAGUUCAAGGUCGCUGCUCCCGUUCGAGUCGCCGGAUCGCGUCGAUCGUUCUCGCAUAGCUCUCGAUGGGCCAAGCAGCGCGUCGUGAUCCUCGGUUCGGGUUGGGGAGGCUACGAGCUAAUGAGUGAAUUGACAAGCUAAAGGUAGAUAGUAUGGAAGAGCCAUCUCACGCUGACUCCCCUCCCACCUGCAUUUCGUAACAGGGAAAGUCGACAAGCGCAGCUAUGACGUCGUGAUGGUCUCGCCGACCGUCAGUCCGAGCUGGUCCGAGCCCUGGCCUUGGUCACCGAGUCGUACCGGAGCUCGAGCCAGAUCAACCUCUCCAUUUGGCGGCAGGCCCACUUACUACUUCUUUGACAUGACAGACCUACUUUGCUAUGACACCACUCUUAGCCUCGACAGCAGUGGGUACGAUCGAGUUCCGCUGUGCACUUGAGCCCGUCCGACGAUACCCGCAGGUCGUCAGCUUUCAGGCUCAAGCGACUUCGAUCGAUCUCAAGAACAAAAGCGUACGUCGAAAACCCAUUCGUUGAGGUCGUUAACAUUUACUGAAAGUUAAUGUCUACUCCUAAAACUUUUAGAUUAAAUGUCUCCCCACCGUUGGAGGGAGCGCUAGCAAGCUUAAGAACGGAUCAGAAUCUCCGGGCACCGAGGUCGGCUCGAGUCGGGACUUUGAGCAUUCGGCGCUGUACCCCGGUGUGAAGCCUUUUGCACUGGACUAUGACAUCCUCGCGAUCAGUGUCGGAUGCUACUCGCAGACGUUCAACACCCCCGGAGUCAAGGAGUUCGGUCAUUUCCUCAAGGACGUCAAGGAUGCCCGGAGGAUCCGUUCCCGAAUCCUCGAGUGCUUCGAGCUCGCAGCCUCCCCGACUGUCACCGACGUCGAGCGAGCCAACCUCCUUCAUUUCGUCGUUGUCGGUGGUGGUCCAACAGGAAUCGAGUUCGCCGCAGAGUUGCACGAUUUGAUCGAAGAAGACAUGAAGCGGCAUUAUCCCCACGUCUCCAAGUUCUGUCGCAUCACCAUCUAUGAUGUCUCGCCGACCAUUUUGGGUGCGUUUGACAAGAGUCUGGUCGAGUAUGCGAUGGCGCAGUUCCAGAGGCAGGGGGUACAGAUCAAGACGGAGCGACAUGUCGUCAAGGUCAACGAAGCCAGUAUCGAGAUUAAAGAGGAGGGCACCGGUACGUUUUAGAUCCUGAUAUCCUGCAACCCGUAGGACCUGACUGGAAUCUCGCUCGGCCUGCAGUACCAUUCGGAAUGCUCGUCUGGUCAACCGGGCUCGCACCCAACCCACUCAUUGCAUCGCUCAAGGAGUUGGAACAUGAUGAGAAGACUCACAGGUACGCGCUCUGGGCUUCAUCUCGUUCCGAUUACCUGUGUUGACCCUCGUCGCCUCCUUCCUCCGCAGUCUGCGAGUCAACGGGCACUUCAACCCCAAAACCGUCGACGGCAAGGAGCUCAAGGAUGUCUACGUGAUCGGUGAUGCGGCCAUGCUUGAACAAAAGCUACCCGCUACAGCUCAAGUAGCCAACCAGGUCUGUAAAGUUCUCGACACUACAUAAGGCGUUGCAAAGAUCUGACAAAGUUUCCCUUUUCGAGCUGUUCGCAGGAAGCGGUUCAUCUCGCCAAGAUUCUCAAUGCGCGAGUACGAGAUCUACCGUUACCCGGACCGUUCGAGUUCCACAACCAAGGUAUCAUGACGUACAUUGGCAACUGGAAAGCGUUAUUCGAUCGCAGCGGUGCGACCCAGGACGGAUUCAAGGAAGGCGGUCGCUUUGCUUGUAAGACCUCGAUGGUGCUGAGGCUAUCGCGCAUCUUCAAAGCUGACUGAUAUACGACAUUCAUUUUCAGGGUUGCUGUGGCGAAGUGCAUACUGGGUCAAGGCCAUGUCGUGGCGUAAUCGAUGCACGCUCGCGUUCUACUGGUUCGCCAACUGGAUUUUCGGCCGGAGUAUAACUCGAUUCUGA